This is a messenger RNA of Anoplophora glabripennis (Asian longhorned beetle), 1032 nucleotides long. Its product is annotated as sushi, von Willebrand factor type A, EGF and pentraxin domain-containing protein 1-like. The transcript has 5 exons. Lineage: Eukaryota; Metazoa; Arthropoda; Insecta; Coleoptera; Cerambycidae. The record is from RefSeq and is a predicted model, not a curated record. The annotation marks the transcript as partial.
UCAGCUGAUUUCUGUCCAGAAUUAACCGAUCCAGUAGGUGGUUACCAAACAUGUAAAGACUGGGGAGCGGGAGGACAGUUUAAAGUUUGUGAGAUCGGAUGUAAUCAGGGAUUAAGAUUUUCGCAAGAAAUUCCUCAAUUUUAUACUUGUGGAAUCGAAGGUUUUUGGAGACCUACAAAGAAUCCUAUUCUUCCUUUAAUUUAUCCAGCUUGCUCAGCAUCUCAAUCUGCUCAGAGAGUAUUUAAAAUUUCAAUGUUAUUCCCAAGUUCAGUUUUAUGUAAUGAAGCUGGACAAGGUGUAUUAAAACAAAAAGUACGCAAUUCUAUUAAUUUACUAAAUAGAGAUUGGAACUUCUGUUCUUUCUCUGUGGAGGGUACACGAGAAUGUAAAGAACUAAAUAUUGAUGUAAAAUGUGAUCACAGUUCAAAAAGACAAACAAGACAAGUUGCUGACAAUGAAGAUGGUGCUACAUAUAUAAUAAAUGCAACUAUACCAGUUGAGAAAAGUACUCGCCAAGGACGGCAAUCAUCCAGUGACACCUACAACAUAGAUAUCUCCUUCCCAGCUGUAAACGAUCCUGUACUGCACUCUAGUACCAGUGAGAGAACAUCUGUGAAAUUACUUUUGGAAAAAUUAAUACUCGAAGAGGAUCAAUUUGAUGUAAGGGAUAUUUUACCAAACACUAUACCAGAUCCGUCAUCACUAGUGCUGGAAUCAGAUUAUGCAUGUCCAAUGGGACAAGUUGUUAUGGCACCGGACUGUGUUCCAUGUGCUAUUGGAACAUUUUAUAGAAAGGAAACCAAAACGUGUAGUCCAUGUUCUCAAGGAUUUUAUCAAAGUGAAAGUGGACAAAUGCAAUGUAUACAAUGUCCUCUAAUAGCCGGUAAGCCUGGUGUUACAUUUGGAGUUGGUGCUCGAAGUGCAGCUGACUGUAAAGGUAGGAUAUUAAAUGAUUCCCUAAAUUGGUGCCAUGAUACAAAUUGUGCUGAACUGGUAGGACCGCCAUGUGGUGAACUUAACUUUGCUCUUUAA